Molecule: messenger RNA, 933 nt
Organism: Asparagus officinalis (garden asparagus)
Lineage: Eukaryota; Viridiplantae; Streptophyta; Magnoliopsida; Asparagales; Asparagaceae
Exons: 4
Coding region: 1-933 (310 amino acids)
Source: RefSeq, a predicted model, not a curated record
AUGACCCGCAUCCCCCAUGCUGAAUGGGUGGACCUCAUGGAUAUUCAGCUCACCGACACCGCUCAGAUAUGGUGGGCAGCUAAGAAGACUCAUCUGGAGAGGCCCAUCCUGUGGGAGACGUUCAUCGAGCACUUCAAUAAGAAAUACUUUCCUCAGUCAGCUCGGGAUGAACUCUUACGAAGAUUUGUUGAGCUCAAGCAAGGAGGGAGGCAUCAGUUCCAGAAGGGUCUGGACAAGUAUAUUAGGAUGGCUCUGGCAGGUAGAGCUUUGGCGACCCAUGAUGCGGUACUGGAUGCAGCACGCGAGAUUGAGAGCGUGCAUAAGGAACCUGAAGACUCUCACGUGAUUCAGAGCAGGACACCAGCAGCUCCGGCCCGGAAUGUAUAUCAGGAGGCACACAGGAAGCAAUCUCAACAACAGAUGUUCAUGAUGUCAGCUGUAGAAGCUGAGGCGAACGAUCAAGUUAUCACUAGUAAGAAUGGUAAGGUUCUUGUUUCUUCUGUUCUUGCUUUAUCGCUCUUUGAUUCUGGAGCCUCCCAUUGUUUCUUGUCUCGUCGAUUUGCGAGUGCCCACUCUCUUCCUAUAUCUCCUUUGACUACGGGCUGGAAUAUCAACACUGGCAGUGGUGUCUUAGUAGCAUCUAGUGGUUAUGAAGCAUGCCCUGUGGUUAUCUACAGGAGGGAACUCUUUGCAGACUUUCUGGUGAUCGAUUUGCCGAGUUUUGAUGCAGUAUUUGGGAUGGAUUGGUUGGGGUCGUUCUUUGCCACCAUUGAUUGUCGCCGUCGGAUCGUAGUAUUCGAGAUACCGGAUCACCCGAGAUUUGAGUUCACUAGUGGUAGUACAUCAGCCGGACCUAUGGAGUAUAGAGCUAGACCGAAGAAGGCGACGUUAGCUGCAAUGCAAGUGGAAUCUGAGAAGCCAGAUGUAGUUUGA